CCGGCGGCGGCGGCCGCCAUGGCCCAGUGCGUGCAGUCGGUGCAGGAGUUCAUCCAGGACUCGUUCGUGCCCUUGGUGGCCGCGCUGUGCAGCGAGGAGGCGGAGCGGCUCACCCGCAGGAACAACCUCAGCUUCGCCGAGCUGGUCAGGCCCUUCUGCCGCCUCACCUCGGAAGUUCACAUGAGAGAUCCUAAUAAUCAGCUUCACAUCAUUAAAAAUUUGAAGAUUGCUGUCAACAACAUCAUUACUCACCCACCUCAGCCCGGUGCCAUUCGGAAACUUUUGCAUGAUGUUGUGUCUGUCAGUCAGCCUGCUGAAGGACUGGUAGCUAAUGUGAUCACAGCUGGAGAUUAUGAUCUCAACAUCAGUGCUACUACUCCUUGGUUUGAGUCUUACAGAGAGUGCUUUCUUCAGUCCAUGCCUGCCUCUGAUCAUGAAUUCUUAAACCACUAUGUUGCAUGUAUGCUGGUAGUUUCUUCUAGUGAACCUGACCCUGUUGAGCAGUUCCUGAAGCUGUCCCAAGAACAACACCGGAUUCAGCACAGCAAUGAAUACUCAUAUCCCAAGUGGUUUAUCCCAAACACACUCAAAUAUUAUGUGUUACUGCAUGAUGUAAGCACAGGAGAGGAACAAAGAGCUGACUCCAUUUAUGAAGAGAUGAAACAGAGAUAUGGAACUCAGGGUUGCUAUUUGCUGAAAAUAAAUUCUCGGGUGUCUAAUAGAGGAGCAGACGAGCAGAUACCAGAUCCUUGGAGUCAGUACCUUCAGAAAAACACUAUCCAAAACCAGGAUUCCUAUGAAGAUUAUACUGUUUCAAACAAGAAUACUGAUCACUUGAUAUCAGAUGGCACAGACACUGAAAUUAAAGAUGGCUUGUCAAAUAACUUUAAGACUCACCCCCUUCAACUGGAUCAUCCCAGUGGCAGUUUGGAUAGCACUGAUUACAUGAAGGCUUCUACAUCACUGCAAGACUCAAAGAAGUCAAAUUCUGGGACACCUCAUGGUGCUUGUUUAACUCUCACAGAUCACGAUCGAAUUAGGCAGUUCAUACAGGAAUUCACAUUUCGGGGACUUUUGCCACACAUAGAGAAAACAAUUCGACAACUCAAUGAUCAGUUAAUAUCCAGGAAGGGCUUGAGCCGAUCGCUGUUUUUUGCUACUAAAAAAUGGUUUAGUGGCAGCAAGGUUCCAGAGAAAAGUAUAAAUGAACUCAAGAAUACUUCUGGUUUGCUGUAUCCACCGGAAGCACCAGAGCUUCAAAUCCGGAAAAUGGCAGAUUUGUGCUUUUUGGUGCAACACUAUGAACUUGCAUAUAGCUGUUACCAUACAGCAAAGAAAGACUUCUUAAAUGAUCAGGCAAUGCUUUAUGCAGCUGGAGCACUGGAAAUGGCAGCAGUAUCAGCUUUUCUUCAGCCUGGAGCUCCUAGGCCAUAUCCUGCUCAUUAUAUGGAGACAGCAAUUCAGACCUAUCGAGAUAUCUGCAAGAACAUGGUUCUGGCUGAACGCUGUGUACUGCUUAGUGCUGAAAUCUUAAAAAGUCAAAGCAAAUAUUCAGAGGCAGCUGCUCUUCUGAUUCGUUUAACCAGUGAGGAUUCAGAUCUUCGCAGUGCACUGCUGUUGGAGCAGGCAGCCCAUUGUUUUAUAAACAUGAAAAGUCCCAUGGUUAGAAAGUUUGCAUUUCAUAUGAUAUUGGCUGGCCACAGAUUUAGUAAAGCAGGCCAGAAGAAACAUGCCUUACGUUGCUACUGUCAAGCCAUGCAGGUUUACAAAGGGAAAGGCUGGUCACUUGCAGAAGACCACAUUAACUUCACCAUCGGUCGUCAGUCCUUUACGCUUCGCCAGCUGGACAAUGCUGUGUCUGCCUUCAGGCAUAUUUUGAUCAAUGACAGUAAACAACCUCCAGCUCAGCAAGGGGCUUUUUUAAGAGAAUAUCUUUAUGUCUAUAAGAAUGCAACCCAGCUGUCACCUGAUGGUCCCUUACCGCAGCUUCCUUUACCAUAUAUUAACAGCUCAGCAACUCGUGUUUUCUUUGGCCAUGAUCGAAGACCAGCAGAAGGUGAAAAGCAGGCAGCUACACACGUAAGCCUGGAUCAGGAGUAUGACUCAGAAUCAUCACAACAGUGGAAGGAGCUCGAGGAGCAGAUUGUGGCUGUGAUAAAUAAAGGAACAGUACCUUCAAACUUUCAACCAACACAGUUCUGUUUAAAUCGCUACUCAGAUAACUCCAAAUUUCCACUUGCUGUGAUAGAAGAACCAAUAACUGUAGAAGUGUCCUUCCGAAACCCUCUGAAAGUUCCACUUCUUUUGACUGACCUUUCAUUGCUGUGGAAGUUUCAGCCCAAAGACUUCAGUGCAAAGCAUGAUGGAGAAACAAAAGAGCAGGGUACGUGCGAUGAAGAUAUGGUAGGAACUGAAGCAAUAGCAGAAUUUUUAAUUAAUAGUGAGGAGACCAAAGUGGCAAGACUAAAGCUCUUUCCCCAUCAAACAGGGGAGCUACAUAUUCUGGGAGUCGUUUAUAAUCUUGGCAGUGUUCAAGGUGCUGUGUCAUUAGAUGGGAUAGAUCCUUCUAUUGGAUUACAGACAGGCAAGUUUGUUUCCAAUGGGUUAUCUGUACGAGGACGACAAGAUUUAGAAAUCCAAGGACCUCGACUUAAUAACACAAAAGAGGAAAAAACAUCAAUUAAAUAUGGACCUGAUCGACGUUUAGAUCCCAUUAUUACAGAAGAAAUGCCUUUGUUGGAGGUGUUCUUUAUAAAUUUUCCUACAGGGCUUCUCUGUGGAGAAAUCAGAAAAGCAUAUGUAGAAUUUGUGAACGUAAGCAAGUGUCCUCUUACUGCACUGAAGGUCGUGUCCAAGCAUCCAGAAUUUUUCACUUUUGGUGGAAAUACUGCUGCUCUAACACCACUAAGUCCUUCAGCCUCUGAGAACUGUAGUGCUUACAAGACUGUUGUGACAGAUCCUACCUCUGUGCGAACAGCACUGCUGUCUUCAGCUUCUUCUGCAGACUUUGGGGUUGGCAUGGGAGGUUCACCUGAAGUAAUACAGGUUCCACUUCCUGAUGCUGUUCUUCUCCCUGGGGCUUCAGUGCAGCUGCCAAUGUGGUUACGGGGACCAGAUGAAGAAGGUGUUCAUGAAAUUAACUUCUUGUUUUACUAUGAAAGUAUUAAAAAGCACUCAAAAAUGUGUCAUAGAGUAUUAAGGCACACUGCAGUUAUUUGUACCAGCCGGUCUCUGCACGUUCGGGCUACUGUCUGCAGAAGUAAUGCACUUGGGGAUGAAGAAGGCAGAGGAGACAACAUGUUGCUCUUUGUGGAUGUAGAAAAUAUCAAUACUAGUGAGACGGGUGUUAAGGAAUUUCAUAUAGUGCAAGUUUCAAGCAAUAGCAAGCACUGGAAGCUUCAAAAAUCUAUUAACAUCUCUGGAGACAAAGAUACUAAACUAGCUAGCAGAGAGAGAGCGAAGUUGUGUUUUAAAGCAGUGAGAUGCAAAAACUCGGAAGAAAAUUACACUUUUGCAGAUAUUGUCUUUGGAAAUGAGCAGAUAAUAAGUUCAGCCAGUCCUUGUGCAGACUUUUUUUUCCAAAGCUUAUCCUCUGAAUUUAAAAGAACUCAAGUGCAAUCUCAUGCUCAUGCAUCUCAAAGGGCAAUGAAACAAUCAUUUGAUGAAACAGUCAGAUUGAUACAAAGGUGCAGUGAAGUUGAUUUGAACAUUGUGGUACUGUGGAAGGCAUAUGUUGUGGAAGACAGCAAGCAGCUUAUCUUGGAGGGCCAGCAUCAUGUUGCCCUUAACACAGUUGGGAAGGAGGCCUUUUCAUUUCCUCAGAAGCAGGAACUACCAGAAACGGUUCUCUUAAAGUUUUUUCGACCAGAAAACACACCGGUGCCUGCAAGACCAACACCAGAGCAGCUUUCUAAUCUUAUUAAGACAAGUCUUCAUUAUCCAGAGUCUUUCAAUCAUUCUUUUCAUCAAAAAAGCCUCUGUCUGGUACCUGUCACUCUCCUACUUUCCAAUUGUUCCCAGGCUGUUGUAGAUGUGAUGAUUGAUUUGAGGCAUAAACCAACAAGCUCCGAAGCACUAGAAAUACAUGGAUCUUUUACAUGGCUUGGGCAAACACAGUACAAGCUUCAGCUUAAAGGCCAGGAGGUCUAUAGCUUGCAGCUCAAGGCUUGCUUCGUCCAUACAGGUGUCUAUAACCUUGGAACCCCCAGAGUAUUUGCCAAGCUCGUGGACCAAGUUACUUUGUUUGAAACAAGUCAGCAGAACUCUAUGCCUGCACUGAUUAUUAUCAAUAAUAUCUGACUACUUCUUGGAAAAAAAAAAAAGCACUAAAAGACAAAAUAAAUGGGAUUCUUUUCUUACAUUGCUGGUUGACAUUUUUGCUGCAGUUUUUUUGAAAUAGCACCUCAGACAUCUAACUUGUUACUAAAGAUCGUGUAGAAAAGAAAAUAGCAAAAUAUUCAGAUGACUUGUUAGUUUGUUUCUCGAUGCAAUGCACGUUGGACUGAAAAUACAUUUAUCCUUUUAUAACGUAUUUCUUCUCUGGUAAUUAAGAUAUUCAUAACAUAAAAUUCUCUAACUGCAGAUCUGAACAUACUUGUAUGUCCAAUGCCCUGUCAAAAAUGCAGCUUGACUGCUGCUACAACUUCCAGCAUGGUGUGUUUAAUAUUUGUGGCUGUAUUAGGAUACAGUUCAGGAAUAAAGUCUCAUUGGCUUUUACCUGUCUGAAGCCAUUAGUAAUGGUAAAUCCCAACCUUACUGUGAAGUUCAAUAAGGUCUCUCAAAUCCGUUUCUAAUUCUCGGUUCUUCAGUUUUAAGAUUUUGGUUUCUUAUUUGUGGAAACUGGUGGUUUUCAAGGUUUACAUAAAAGUCCACCUAGGGUGUUCAGAAAAAUAAUUUGAACCAGUUUGAGUGUUUUCUCAUUCAUCUCAAAACAGAAUGCACUAUUUCACAACCAUGAGAUUGUCAUUUAAAUUGUCACUUACUUUAUUAUGUAACUAUAACAUCUGAUCUGUUUAAAAAAUCUACUCAAGAUUUUCAAGAAAUGUAUUAUAUUUAUAACAAAUGUACUGUAAAUAGA
This is a messenger RNA of Ficedula albicollis (Collared flycatcher), 5077 nucleotides long. It is a transcript of the gene TRAPPC8, whose product is annotated as trafficking protein particle complex 8. Gene Ontology annotation, cellular component: phagophore assembly site; TRAPPIII protein complex; cytoplasmic vesicle. The record is from RefSeq and is a predicted model, not a curated record. The transcript is spliced from 29 exons. Gene Ontology annotation, molecular function: protein binding. Bases 19 to 4299 code for a protein of 1426 amino acids. Lineage: Eukaryota; Metazoa; Chordata; Aves; Passeriformes; Muscicapidae. Gene Ontology annotation, biological process: endoplasmic reticulum to Golgi vesicle-mediated transport; protein localization to phagophore assembly site.